This is a messenger RNA of Closterium sp. NIES-65, 1869 nucleotides long. NCBI's taxonomy places the organism in Eukaryota, Viridiplantae, Streptophyta, Zygnematophyceae, Desmidiales, Closteriaceae. The record is from the annotation of a GenBank genome assembly.
AUGCCGAACCUGAUCCCCCCUGGCAUCGCCCCGGACCUGUUUUAUCGCAAGUGGCGGGUUCCAAUCAACCUGGGGUUGCUUCAAACGGCGAGGUUUGCUCUGCCGUUCUCCCUAGACUGGAGGACGAAGCGGGUUCUGCAGUGGUGCGGUGUGCAGCAGGUUGAGCCGUGGUGUGGCGAACGGCAGGUUGGGGAGUGGGCUGGGGCGAAGAAGAGUAGUACGCUGGGAGGACGGAAGGAAGAGGAGGUGGGGGAGGAGGAAAGGGACGAGGAGGACCCGAGACGUCUUUUGAACGGUUGUGGUUCCUUUCGAGAAGAUAAGGUCGUGGAUAUUGCUCCUGGUGACAUUGCUGCUGUUGCUGCUGGAGCGGCUGGUGCUGCUGGCAUUGGUGCUGCCGACGAUUGCAGCAGCAGGGACUGCCAUCCUCUCUGGUCUCCCACGGACGCCUUGACGCAUGGCUCCAUUCGCCAUCCGCACUUCUCCUUCCCUCACCACCACCAGCAGCGCCAUCCGCUCCUCUCUCCCUGCCACGUGUCAACCGCUGAUAGGCCGCGCAUGCAUGAGGUUGGUGGUAUCCGCUCUGAAGCUGUACCUGGACUUCGUGAUGUUACAAACAUCAUCGCAGAUGCUGACAGGAAAGAUGCAAGUGAUGCAGCAGUUGCUGCAGGUUUGCAUGUGAUGAAGGACGGACCUGCGGCUGGGUCUGGUGAAGCUGGGUCCGGCAGGGUGGGAGGCAGAUGGACGGACUGUUACUGCCAGGAGUGCAGUGAUGCUUAUGAAAGGCAGGCGCUACAUUUCACCGUGGUGGGAGGGAGUGCGGUGGGAGGGAGUGUGGUGGGAGGGGGUGUGGUGGGCGGGGGUGUGGUGGGAGGGGAUGUGGUCAGAAGUGCUGUGGUUGGAGAAGAGAAGCCUACAGUUCCCAGCAGCAGCAGCAGCAGCAGCAGCAGCAGCAGCAGCAGCACCGCAUCGCUUCUCUUGGAUGCUGAAUGCAAGGAGAAACCCACAGUACUCCUGCUGCAUGGCUACUUUGCUGUCUCCUCCUUUUGGACCGACACCGCUGUGCCGUUUCUUCCCAGGAGCUUCCUGGAGGGCAGGAGGGUGGUGGCGGUUGACCUGCUGGGGUGGGGCAAGAGCCCCAAGCCGAGGGACUGUGACUAUAGCCGCACGGUGCUGGCUCCGCACAACACAUCCGCCUUCCACGUCGUGGGCCACAGCAUGGGCUGCCUGAUAGCAGCGGUUCUGGCUGCUCCCUCUUCAUUCCGCCCAUUCUCCCAUUCUCCCCACAUUUUCCCUGGGCCCCCCUCCCCCAUCCUCGUCCUCCCCACCAACUGGAUAGAGCGCACGGUGCUCGCCCCACUCAGCAUCUCCACCUUUCACAUCGUGGGCCACAGCAUGGGGGGCUUGAUCGGUGAGGUUCUGGCUGCUCGCAACCGAGACAGGGUGGUGUCUCUCUGCAUCUACUCGCCUCCGUUCAUCCCCCACCGCCCAGGCCGAACACCAGCAGAGGAGUUUUACCGCCUGGUCACCCCGCGCUGCCUCUCCUCUGCACUGCUCCUAGGCAUCAGCAUCACGUCGUGGUUCGAGCACCCCUACAUCUCUCCCCGACCAGGCCUCACACCAGCAGAGGAGUUUUUCCAGCUAGUCUCCCCGCGAUGCUUCUCCCCUGCAGUGCUAAUUCCCGACGCUCCCUCCCUAUGCUUCAGGAUCCCACCCUCCUUCACGCGGGAUUCCACCCGUCCCACACAACACACCACACUGCCUAACACUGUUUCUUCAGCACCAUCUGCUUCCCCUCACUCCUGCCACUUUCCCCUCCCUCCUCUUCCUCUCCCUACGGCAGGCUCCCACCUUCCUACGUGCGGGAUGUAA